CCCUAACGUGUCAAAUGUCUGUAGUCAAAGUCGCGCUGCGAGUGCGUACGGUGAAAAACGAGUAGCGGAGGCAUCGCUCGGCGCCUGCAGUGUCAAAGCGUGUAACAGUUGGCAGCGGCUUUCAGGACUCCAUCGGAACACUAUAACCCACACAAGCUGAGGCCCUUUCCCGGAGAUUAUGGUUGCUUUCGGAAUUGUAAGGAUGAAAGCAGCAGCAGCUUUCCUUGGUUUGCGGUUGUGGGCACGUUUGACAGCGCGGUUGUAAAAAUGUCCCUCCCACUCCGGCUGAGGGAGUGAGCAAAGCAGGAAGGAAGGGGAGGCUUUGAAUGCUAAAAGGGUUGCAAAUGUUGAAGAAGUGCGAGAAGUGGGGGUUUGAACAUCAAGAAAUGGAGUGGUACAAUUAACCUGCAAUGUGCCAGGUUACAGUGAGCCUUCAUCGCCAUCAUCAUCGUUGCCUUGCUCUUCAUCUUCGCUAAGAGAGAUGUGUCAUUUCUACAUGGGAUCCCAGUAAUCAUGGAGAUUGAAAACAUUGUGGCCAACACCGUACUGCUGAAGGCAAGGGAAGGAGGAGGUGGUAAGAGGAAUGGCCGAAGUAAAAAAUGGAAGGAAAUGCUAAAAUUGCCACAUAUCAGUCAGUGUGAAGGGUUAAGGCAAACAAUUGAACGGGACUAUUACAGCCUCUGUGAGAAGCAGCCAAUUGGAAGACUUCUCUUUCGACUAUUCUGUGAUACUAGACCAGAGCUGAAGAGAUGUAUUGAGUUCCUGGAUGCAGUAGCAGAGUAUGAAGUGGCACAAGAUGAGAAGCGCAAAGACUGUGGUUUAAAUGUUUUAGACUCCUUCUUUAAUAAUGGGUCGGCAGCCCACUUACCGGAAAUACCUCAGGAAGCAGUUCAAGAAUGCAGAGAGAAACUGGAGCAGAGUCCAUGUAAAGAGCUCUUCAAAGAAUGCACUCGAAUUGUGCAUGAAUAUCUCAGUGGGGAACCAUUUUCGAAGUAUCAAGAAAGCAUGUACUUUUCACGUUUCCUGCAGUGGAAAUGGCUGGAAAGCCAACCUGUAACCAAAAAUACCUUCAGGCAUUACAGAGUUUUGGGCAAAGGUGGAUUUGGAGAGGUAUGUGCUUGUCAAGUCCGUGCCACUGGUAAGAUGUAUGCCUGCAAAAAGCUGGAAAAGAAAAGAGUGAAAAAAAGAAAAGGAGAAGCAAUGGCACUAAAUGAAAAGCGGAUUUUGGAGAAGGUUAACAGCAGAUUUGUUGUUAGUCUAGCCUAUGCCUAUGAAACGAAAGAUGCACUUUGUCUAGUUUUAACAAUAAUGAACGGCGGUGACUUGAAAUUCCACAUCUAUAACAUGGGAAAUCCUGGCUUUGAUGAGAAGAGGGCUGUGUUUUAUGCUGCCGAGAUCUGCUGUGGGCUGGAGGAUUUGCACAAGGAGCGGAUUGUGUACAGGGACCUGAAGCCAGAAAACAUUCUUUUAGAUGACCGUGGUCACAUUCGCAUCUCAGACCUUGGUCUUGCAGUUCAGAUCCCAGAAGGAGAAAGCAUUAGAGGAAGAGUUGGCACAGUUGGAUAUAUGGCUCCUGAGGUGAUAAAGAAUGAAAGCUAUAACUUUUGCCCUGACUGGUGGGGACUUGGCUGUAUUCUCUUUGAGAUGAUCCAAGGACAGUCUCCUUUCCGGCGGCGCAAGGAACGAGUGAAACGGGAAGAAGUUGACAGGAGAGUACGUGAGGACCAAGAAGACUACUCUGACAAAUUCUCUGAAGAGGCUAAGUCUAUCUGUAAGAUGCUUUUGGCCAAAGAUCCCAAGGAACGACUUGGCUGCCAAGGAGGUGGUGCCACAGAAGUUAAACAGCAUGCGAUAUUUAAAAAUAUUAAUUUUAAGAGGCUGGAGGCCAACAUGCUGGAUCCCCCUUUUAUUCCUGAUCCUCGAGCCGUGUACUGCAAAGAUGUUUUGGAUAUUGAACAGUUUUCAACAGUAAAAGGAGUCAAUUUGGAUCCUACCGAUGAUGAUUUCUAUCAUAAAUUUGUUACGGGCAGUGUCUCCAUCCCUUGGCAGAAUGAGAUGAUUGAGAUGGAAUGUUUCAAGGAGCUCAAUGUCUUCGAGUCGGAUGGCACCCCCGGCCCAGACCUAGAUGUUAAUAAGCCCAAUCCCCCUGCAAAGAAAGGUUUCUUUUAUCGGCUGUUCAGAAGGGAGGUAAACCAUCAUUAGCCCUGCUAGUGUCGUUGAACAACUGAUGCAAACCUGGGCUUUUCUGCUGCACCCUGUUAUUGUAUGACAAAGUCUCCUAGAAAAUGACAGGGUCAUAUUCAAAGGAAUUAAAAAGAUGCUUGGAGGAAUACACACUGAAGCCUGAACCUUACCACUGUCAAGGCUUUCAGCCCUUAUUGCAGUUCAUUUUACAGAACACAAAGACCACAGCCAGUUAUUUGAGAUGCUGGACCUUCUGGAACCAUAUUAACCACCUGUGUUACCAUGUUAUACUGAGGGGAGGAUUAUGAGCUCCCAAUAAUCUAACUGCCAAGCAGGCACCCCUCACACCCUGAAGACAGACACACAGUUCUCAUUCAGUAUCCAUUUUGAUGCUGCUAUUAUUUUGUAAAUCAUAUCUUGCGACUAGACAUUCAAUUCACGGAUGAGGCUUUUCAUUGUUCUUUAUGUCUUUUUUGAAGUAUGGCUUGGCUCUUAGAACAAAUUAAAGAGAACAAAAGUUUCUCCACUACCUCCAGGAAAGUCGUCCUUAGUUCAGAUCUGGUUGGGUGUCUUCGGUGUAUCCAGUUUUUGUCAUCUGUUUUUAUCUGUUAAACGGGGCGACUUUUGAUGUCUCGACAUGUUUUAGAUUUUUUCAUGUCACUUGAGCUUACUAGUUGCAACAAAUAAUUAAAUUAUGGGGUUUUUAACUUUUCUUUUUAAAACAAUCUAAGUCAACAUUUUGGUAUCUGAGAUUCCCAUUUUCGGAAACAGAACUUUUCCACCACAAAAUCAUUUGUUUUAAAAUGGACUGAGUCAAACAAAAGACACAGUGGGGAGGUUACUUUAAAAAUAGUGGAUCUCAAUGCAAGGCCAUCUCAUCGUAGACAAGUGCACUGUGUCCAAAGAAAUGCUUCAGUCAAAGCGUAAGUUUGCCGUAACGUAUUGCUUGCAGUGUGACAUAAAUCUGAAGGAUUUAACAAAAACAGAUAUUUCUGGGGUUUUUUUUUGGCAAAGACAGCUUUUUGUCUGUCAUCUAUUAAAGCAUUGACUCUUAAACAUCAAAUUGCUAGAAAAUAUUGUAAGGAGUGAUUUUGUUUUCAGUCCCCAGGUGUUUUUUUUUAUUAAUGGGUUACAGUGGUGAUGAAGAGGACCCAUCAAGACAGCCACUCUCUUAACCAAACUGUCACAGUUUAAAAAAAAAAAGUUUUACUGUAUUUAUGACUUGUAUUAAAAGUGUAUUAUAAAUGAAAAGAAAUUACUGUAUGAGUUUACAGAUUUUGUACAUUUGUACUUGAAUUGUCUAGAUGUAUAUUUUCACUAAAGUCGUAUUGUACAAAAAGCCAUAUAAAUACCACUUGAAUGCAUACAUUUUUGGAAUGUAUAUUUAAAUGUUUGUGGGAGUUUUUUGCCUUUUAAUUUUAUUUU
Molecule: messenger RNA, 3609 nt
Organism: Polypterus senegalus (gray bichir)
Lineage: Eukaryota; Metazoa; Chordata; Cladistia; Polypteriformes; Polypteridae
Gene: grk4
Product: G protein-coupled receptor kinase 4
Exons: 15
Coding region: 514-2202 (562 amino acids)
Biological process (GO): signal transduction; regulation of signal transduction; protein phosphorylation
Cellular component (GO): cytoplasm
Molecular function (GO): G protein-coupled receptor kinase activity; ATP binding
Source: RefSeq, a predicted model, not a curated record